Messenger RNA from Aspergillus oryzae RIB40, 804 nucleotides. RefSeq lists its product as uncharacterized. NCBI's taxonomy places the organism in Eukaryota, Fungi, Ascomycota, Eurotiomycetes, Eurotiales, Aspergillaceae. The transcript has a single exon. Bases 1 to 804 code for a protein of 267 amino acids. The record is from RefSeq and is a predicted model, not a curated record.
AUGGCUAUGCCAUGUCCACAUCCGCUGGCAGCUAGGGCCAACCCUUUUCCACAUUCUCAGCAGCAUCUGUUAACACCUGAACUUUAUGAACAACCACUCAUUCCUCGCAGAAGAAUAACCAUGGAGCAGGAAAAUGAGCCACACAUGAUCUUUCACCUGAUCGAGAUUCUUGGGCAAAUCCUCUUGGAAACACAUACACGAACCCUGUUAACCUCCGCUCAGCUCGUGUGUCACAAAUGGCACAAGGUCAUCAAGUGGUCGCCUCGUAUCCAGAGCGCGCUCUUCUUCAACCCGUCCAUGAACCUGCAUCAUCCAAGGAUCAAGAACCCAUUUGUUAGUGAAAUUCUUUUCCAGUUCGCUGCACACACGGCGGAACCUUGUUUGCUUCGUCCAGAGGCCAGCUGGCGCAGGAUGCUGCCACAGCAGCCGCCCGUGUCGUUUAUCAAAAUACGCCACGCGCACUCAGAGGACGACAAUGACGUGGUGGAGACUACGCCGGUUGAGGAAUUACGGAUGCAACAUCUUGCCGAUGCGAUGGGAUCUUAUGAGGCCAGAGUACUCUACGGCAUACGGAAGUUCUCUUCUACCGUUUUACAUCGCCCAGUAUACCCUGUAAUCUUGCUCAAUGACGGGUCGGUUUCUGAUGCAGGUGAAAAGUGUGACUUGAUGGUGUAUGAUCCUGAAUACAAUCCUCGCCAAUUAUCCUGGGUCGAAGGUGAGCCAGUGAGUGUAAUGGACAUGCUGUUCGAGCAGCUGGAGGGCUGUUAUUCUACGAUUAGGCGUGAUCCUCGGCGGUGGUGGUGA